This is a messenger RNA of Microcebus murinus (gray mouse lemur), 3204 nucleotides long. The record is from RefSeq and is a predicted model, not a curated record. NCBI's taxonomy places the organism in Eukaryota, Metazoa, Chordata, Mammalia, Primates, Cheirogaleidae.
AAGUUGCUACCCUGGGUGUGGGGGGGAAUAGGGAAAAGAAGGACUGGCUUUAGGAGGUGGGCUGGAAACUACAAAACCGAGCUUCUUGGGAAUGCCUGUUAGUCUAACAGGAAGUGAAGCGUCACCGAAAGGGAGGGGCGGCCACUCGGGGACUGUGCCCCGCUCCAGGCGCUCACUUUGCGGGCGGCGCUUUUUCCAGGUUGUUAAUCCAGCGCGUGAGGAGAGGUAGGUGCAGGCUGCUCGGCUUAGGAAAGAACGAAAAUGAGCGAGCGAGACGGCCCUUCCGUUUUAUGAUAACCACGCUGCAAGCAAAUAAAUUGACUAGCCCCACUGCAAUCUCUUGCACUCAAGUGCCAAGAGAGCCUGUUCCUAUCAUUCACUGAAGCCACAAGGAAAAUUUUUUAAAAAUUAAACUUUAACGUAAUGAGAUUUGAAACCUGGAUCUCUGAGGUAUUGUGUAACAUGAAGGGAGAAGAACUUUGACGACUUUCGACUUCCGUUGCUGUUGCUAAGCUCUGUGAAGGCAGAAACUGGGUCUGCCUGCCCAGUACCAGCCCAGUGCCUGAUGGUGCUGGGCACUUGUUCUGCAUAUGAUUUUAUUUGGAAAUAAGUUAGCUGCUACCAAAAUGUGUUGCCACAUCUGUAAACUUCCUGGGAGAGUAAUGGGGAUCCGAGUGCUUCGUUUCUCUCUGGUGGUCAUCCUCGUGUUACUCCUGGUAGCUGGCGCUUUGACUACUUUACUUCCUAAUAUCAAAGAAGACAAGAUGCUCAUGUUGCGUAGAGACAUAAAAUCCCAGGGCAAGUCCACCCUGGAUUCCUUUACCCUCAUAAUGCAGACGUAUAACAGAACAGAUCUCUUAUUGAGACUUUUAAAUCACUAUCAAGCAGUACCACAUCUGCACAAAGUGAUCGUGGUGUGGAACAAUAUUGGGGAGAAGGGACCAGAUGAGUUAUGGAAUUCUCUGGGGCCUCACCCUAUCCCUGUGAUCUUCAAACAACAGACAGCAAACAGAAUGAGAAAUCGACUCCAGGUCUUCCCUGAACUGGAAACCAAUGCGGUAUUAAUGGUAGACGAUGACACACUCAUUAGUGCCCAGGACCUUGUUUUUGCCUUCUCAGUUUGGCAGCAAUUUCCUGAUCAAAUUGUAGGAUUUGUUCCUAGAAAACAUGUCUCUACUUCAUCAGGCAUCUACAGUUAUGGAGGUUUUGAACUACAAACACCAGGUUUUGGAAAUGGUGACCAGUACUCUAUGGUUCUGAUUGGAGCCUCAUUCUUCAGUAGCAAAUAUCUUGAACUUUUUCAGAGGCAACCUGCAGCGGUCCAUGCUUUGAUAGAUGAAACUCAAAACUGUGAUGAUAUUGCCAUGAAUUUUAUCAUUGCUAAGCAUAUCGGGAAGACUUCAGGGAUAUUUGUGAAACCUGUAAACAUGGGCAAUUUGGAAAAAGAAAGCAACAGUGGCUAUUCUGGAAUGUGGCAUCGAGCUGAGCACUUUCUGCAGAGGUCUUAUUGUAUAAAUAAGCUUGUUAAUAUCUAUGAUAGCAUGCCCUUAAAAUACUCCAAUAUUAUGAUUUCCCAGUUUGGUUUUCCAUAUGCCAACCACAAAAGUAAAAUGUAAAAGUAAAGCCAACAAAAACAAACCUGAAAACUGCUUGGUAUUCGAGUAGCUUCUCCAUGCUAUGUAUUUUUUUUUUUUUUUUUAAGCAACGUCAUGAACUUUUAUCUACUCCAGAAGUCUCUACAGUAGAAAAUAAAGUACUGUGCAUCUGGGAUAUAAAAUUCACAAUAACUUCACAAACCAGGAAGCCAAUCUUAUCCAGAUAAGAUUGAUAAGAAAACACCUUCUUACUGGGCAUUUUCAUUCAUGGAUAAUAAUAACUUCUCGGUCAGCAAUUUUAUUGUUUACAUUCUGAGACUGUUCUACGAUUUCUUUGACUCCAGGCAUUUGCCUUAAGGACCUACAGCCAGCUUUUCCAGGAUCAGAAACUCAAGAGAGGCAUUUCGUGACUUUUCCACUAAAGGUUGAUUGUUCUAAUUUGAAACCUGAAAUGCCUCUUUAGCAAAAGCCUGUGUUGUAGGGAGAAGCCAUGUGAAAAUAGUUUCAGUCCCAUCUGAAAACAAGAGGGAUAUUUGCAGCUACCAGUGCUUCGUUUGUGGCCCUUCCAAACAACUCUUCCAAGACUUAAUAGCCCAGCAUGGUUCUGAUAAAACUGUCAGUGCUUUUAUUUUUGUUGAUUAGUCUGUUGUGACUGGUAGGGUUAAUUUUAGUAGCUGGAGGAUGUCUAGUUGUUUGCUUGAUUUUUGUGAACACUUACUGCAUGAAGCACAAAACAAUGCAGCCUGUGUUUCUUUUAUGCAGCUUAUAUGCAGCAAGGAGUGUGUUACUAGAUUCAGGUAGUGCACUUUGUCACUGAAUCUGACCUUGAGAAUGUACAUUAAUUCUUAUAUUUUACAUAAAGUAUGUGUUAUUUAAGAAACAUGUAUAUAAAAACUUCUGAAAAAGUAAGUAACUGGCAGAAGUUAAAACCCUUAGUAUCAAAAGAUCUUUAUUGUUAGAGCAUAGAUUAAUUAUCUCAUGGAUACUAAAAAGUUGUGUGUAUUACACACAAUGCCAAACACUUGCAUUCAGAAGCUUUUUUUCCCCAAAAAACAUCCCAGGUACUAUUCAUCAUGAUAAAAUUUAAAAUACAUAGAUACAAUAAAAAAUAAGAACCAAAUCAUAGCAGAGGAAUUCUAUAGGGAGUCUGCAUCAGUUAUUUGUUUAGGUUGCCUGUUCUCUGUUAUCUGAGUUAGUAUAUGUGUUCCACCCAUUGUCUGUGUUUAGUCCUUGUUCACUGCUUGUGGCAAGGACUUCUUAAUUAGGCCUCUAUCUACCACCUUUUCUUCCUUCUCCUUCUCCUCUUUCUUCUUACAUAAUGUCAGUAUAUUCUCAUAAUUGCAAAGCUGUGAGGAUAUUAAAAUAACCAUGUUUAAUAUUCCAGUAAUGAGGUCUUUGUGCAGUUAAUUCAGUAUAUGUUGUUUCUUCACAUUGGAUUGUGUAUGUGUCUUAAUGCAGUCAGAUUGAAAAAAAACUACAAAAGAACUUGUAACCUCACCAAAAAUCAGUAAUGUCAAUUAUCUGCUUUGUCCAACAUUGGUAGUAGUUUUUUGCCUUUUGGGACUCCACUAAUAGAAUAAACUUUUACUAUCCAUGUGUUCUAUGUUAA